Molecule: messenger RNA, 2305 nt
Organism: Striga asiatica
Lineage: Eukaryota; Viridiplantae; Streptophyta; Magnoliopsida; Lamiales; Orobanchaceae
Source: the annotation of a GenBank genome assembly
AAAUUUUAUUGUAAACAAACGCCCCCAUGUUUCUCUUAAAGCCGUAAUCGGAGAGCCGGUCUGAAUUCGUACCGUUUCCCUCCGCUCACUCUUUCUCACCGCUCCCCAAUCCCUUCGUCUCUGACCCAUGCAGUGAAGAAUACAUAGGGACAAAUCUGUAGAUGCAGAAGGGGGAUUUCUGAUAAUGAUCUCGAUAACAUCGGCAGAGCUGAAUUAUCUCAUUUUCCGCUAUCUUAAUGAAUCCGGAUUCACGCACUCUGCAUUUGCUUUAGGAUAUGAGGCAGGGAUUAAUAAGAGUACCAUCGACGGCAACCUUGUUCCUCCUGGAGCACUUGUUACAUUUAUUCAGAAAGGAAUUCAGUAUCUUGAACUAGAAGCAAACCUGAGUAGUGAUAAUUUGGACACGGAUGAAGAUUUCCAGUUUCUGCAUCCCCUUGAUCUUAUAACAAAAGAUUUUGAUGAACUUAGGAAGAUAAUAAAAGAGAAGAAAGAAAAUAUUCAGCGUGAUAAAUCUAAGGGAAAGGAGAAAGAAAAUAUUGAAAAUGGGCUGGGGCAUGGCAAGGGAUCUUUGGUGGAAAAGGACAAGGAACUUGGAAAAGGUAAGGAUAAUGAAAGACAACAGAGGGAUAGAGAAAAAGAACGAGAUAGAGAUAGAAUGGAGAAAGAAAAAGAGAGAGAAAAAGCCAAAGAAAAGGAAAAGCUCUGUGAGGAUGCUGGUGGUGUAAAUCAUACUGGGGAUGACAUGAACAGCAGACUUGACGAGAAUGGAACUGGUGAAGGUAUGAUAUAUUUCAGCUUUAUGGGUGCAUCUACACUCCUUUACUUUGAAGAAGUAAUGAAGAACCUGCUGACUGAAACUUUGAUUCAUGGGUGUCUUAAUGUGCAUGGGCCCGAACCAAUGGAUAUCUCCAGUGGUUUAGUUUCCUUGCCUUGUGAAAUCCCAAACAGUGAUGUAACUGUUUUGCAAGGCCACACUUCUGAGGUCUUUGCUUGUGCAUGGAACCCUACUGGUUCUCUUCUUGCUUCUGGCUCUAAUCUGGAAAAUGGACCUUCGUCUGUUGUGCUUAAACAUUGCAAGGGUAGAAUAAAUGAGAAAAGCAAAGAUGUGACGACACUUGAUUGGAAUGUUGAUGGAACAUUGCUUGCUACUGGUUCUUAUGAUGGUCAAGCACGGAUAUGGAGUAGAGAUGGUGAGCUGAUUAGUACAUUAAAUAAACAUAAAGGGCCAAUAUUCUCUUUAAAGUGGAACAAGAAAGGGGAUUUCCUUCUUAGUGGAAGUGUGGAUAAAACGGCCAUCGUAUGGGAUGUUAAGACAGGAGAUUGGAGACAACAAUUUGAAUUUCAUUCAGCUCCUGCCCUUGAUGUCGAUUGGCGAAACAAUGUCUCAUUUGCUACAUGCUCUACUGACAGCAUGAUAUAUGUUUGUAAAGUUGGGGAGAAUCGACCAAUUAAAAGUUUUGCCGGGCAUCAGGGUGAAGUUAAUGCUAUCAAGUGGGACCCCACCGGCGCCCUUCUUGCCUCGUGUUCUGAUGAUUCUACGGCAAAGAUAUGGAGUACGAAACAGGACACCUGCUUGCUUGACUUGAGGGAACAUACCAAAGAAAUAUAUACCGUGAGAUGGAGUCCAACAGGGCCUGGGACCAAUAACCCUAAUAAGCAGUUGGUGCUGGCUAGUGCCUCAUUUGAUUCAACCAUAAAAUUGUGGGAUGUGGAUGCCGGACGUCAACUGCAUAGUUUAAAUGGACACAGGGACCCAGUUUAUUCUGUUGCGUUUAGCCCGAAUGGCGAGUACCUGGCAAGUGGGUCACUGGAUAAAUGCCUGCACGUGUGGUCCGUGAAGGAAGCAAGGAUAGUGAGGACAUUCAGUGGCAAUGGCGGGAUCUUUGAGGUUUGUUGGAACAAAGAGGGCAAUAAAAUUGCUGCUUGUUUUGCAAACAAUGUCGUCUGCUUAUUGGAUCUCCAUAUGUAGACGUAAAAGGAAGAUUUGUUUGUGCAUUAAUGUCUGUCAUCAUGACUGUUUGUUCUAGGAACAGGCAAUAUAUUUGGGUGAUGCUCACUUAGUUUAGGUGGUUGAUUACUAGCUCAGUCCGGUGUGAAGUUUGCCUGUACUAUAUACACCCUCGCAAACAAGAAUCAGCAGCUAAUAUUACAAUGUGGUGUUUCGUUCUGUGCUUUUCUUUUAUAUUGAGAGGCUUAGUUAGUGCUGUAAUCGAACUGAAUGAGUCGAGCUUGAGCAUUUCGAGCUCGUGUUCAUUUAUGUUCGAACACAUUGUUUGUGUUUGUUCGUUUAUUUUUCGAGCAAAAA